Messenger RNA from Rhagoletis zephyria (snowberry fruit fly), 1398 nucleotides. RefSeq names its product putative inorganic phosphate cotransporter. Lineage: Eukaryota; Metazoa; Arthropoda; Insecta; Diptera; Tephritidae. Gene Ontology annotation, molecular function: transmembrane transporter activity. The record is from RefSeq and is a predicted model, not a curated record. Gene Ontology annotation, cellular component: membrane. Gene Ontology annotation, biological process: monoatomic anion transport; transmembrane transport.
AUGCGGCUUGUGCAUACCUUAAAUGUACGUCGAAACCUUAGAUGUCCUCGUUUUGGCACCCGCCAUAUACAGACUAUGUUGCUUUUUCUUAACAUAGCUUUUGUUGGCAUGAGUAGCUUUAAUGUAUCCGUAGCUUUAGUAGCGAUGACAAAUGCCGAAAGUACAAAUGCCAAUUUUCAGGAAUUUGAUUGGACCACACAACAGAAGUCCUACAUCAUAUCCAGUUUCUACUGGGGUUGUGUACUAACACAAUUACCGGGCGGCUACUUGAGUAAACGCUUUGGUACAAAGAUCGUCAUGUUCGUUUGCACUUUUGGAUCGGCGAUAUUCAGCUUACUCAUACCAUUACUGGUGCCGUGGGGAGACUGGCAGGUAUACUGCGCCAUUCGUACAAUGCAGGGUCUUUUCCAAGGUGCUCUUUUCCCAGCAAUUCAUGAGCACAUCGCCAAAUGGUCGCCGCCAUCGGAACGUAACACGAUCGGCGCGCUCACUUAUUCGGGCAUGGAUUGUGCCAAUGUUUUGGCUAUGCUUGUAAGUGGUUUGAUAGCCAGUAGUCCACUAGGUUGGCCCGGUAUUUCAUAUAUCUCAGGUGGCUUAUGUUUUGGUUGGUGCGCGCUGUGGUUUAUACUGGCUGCUAAUAAUCCGCCAGAGUCUCGUUUUAUAACAAAGGAGGAAUGCCAGUACAUUGAGACGUCGUUGAAACGUGAGGAAGAUUUCCAUAAGAAGAGAAUACCGGUACCAUGGUUGGCAAUUCUUACAUCGGUGCCAUUCUUCGCAUUAAUCGUUGCACGCUGUGCCGAAAUAUGGGGCUACAGCACCAUGCAAACGCAGAUUCCUUCGUAUUUAAAUGGUGUGUUCGGCAUGAAUAUCGUCAGUAAUGCUUUCUUCUCGACCAUACCCUACAUUGCUCGUUGGAUUAUGUCUUAUGUGUAUCUGAUAUUCGGAAAUAUGGCUGUAGCGAGGGGUUGGUUGUCACUGACGGCAAUGCGUAAAAUAGCCAAUACAAUGGCUUUGUGGCUACCGGCUAUAUUCGUUAGCGGAAUUGGAUUUCUUGACGAUGCAAACGAAGCACUCGCUAUUGCACUGUUGACCUUGAAUGUAAGCUUACAUGCUGGCGCAACCAUGGGCUGUGUACUCAGUGCAAUCGACUUGUCACCGAAUCAUGCUGGUGUUGUAAUGGGAAUUGUAAAUCCGUUGGCGAAUAUGAUAACUUUAAUAUCUCCAUUAGUGGCAGGCGCUGUAGUCACAGAUGAGCACAAUCGCAAUCAGUGGCAAACCAUAUUCAUAAUUUCAGCAGCUAUAUUCUUUAUCGGAAAUCUAGUAUUCCUAAUAUUCGGUUCCGCAAAGGUACAACCAUGGGAUGCACCUGAUUACCUAUUAAAGGAUAACGUUGAGGAG